Salvelinus fontinalis (brook trout) is the source of this 3037-nucleotide messenger RNA. RefSeq names its product macrophage expressed 1, tandem duplicate 1 (gene mpeg1.1). The record is from RefSeq and is a predicted model, not a curated record. Gene Ontology annotation, biological process: defense response to bacterium. The coding region runs from base 45 to 2210 and encodes 721 amino acids. The transcript has 2 exons. Lineage: Eukaryota; Metazoa; Chordata; Actinopteri; Salmoniformes; Salmonidae.
UAUUCUUUCACCUUGUUCUCACAGCACCCACAUAUGACAUAGCUAUGGCAUCUGACACAGCUCUGGGUCUGACAGCAUUCACCUUGCUAGUACUCUCCCUGCUCCACCAGUGUGUCCCUCACCCACUAAAUCCUCCGAAUAAUGGACUUCGUAAGUGUCGCACCAACUUGUCCAUUCCAGCCCUGGAGGUGCUCCCAGGCGGGGGAUGGGACAACCUGAGGAACAUGGACAUGGGACGAGUCAUGAACUUCAGCUUCUCCCAGUGCCAGACCACGGAGGACGGAUUCUACCUCAUCCCGGAUGAGGUUUUUGUCAUCCCACAGAAGCUCACUGGUGUGGAGACCAAUUCUGAGAUCAUCAACACUUGGCUGGAACAACGCAGCUCCACGUCUUUCUCAAUCAACUCAGACGUGUCCUUCCUCUCCGUGCUCAAUGCUAAGUUCUCCAUCGAGAAUCAGCGGGUGAAGACUCACCAGGUUAAAGGGAGCUCUGUCACCGCUCGUGUACAAGUGCGUAACUUCCUAUACACGGUAAAGGCUCACCCUGACUUCACUCUGGAUGGGCGCUUUGCCCACCAGGCUGAGGAGAUCGCAGAUGCAAUAGAAAACAACCAGACUCGACAGGCAGCGUAUUUAUCUGAGAAGAUGGUGUUGGACUAUGGAACCCAUGUGAUAACCAGUGUUGAUGCAGGGGCGGCCUUAGUGCAAGAGGACUAUCUCCGUUCAUCUUACGUGUCCGACAGUGAGACGGCAACGUUCUCUGUUUCGGCAUCGGCAGGUCUUAACUUCUUUGAUAAAGUCAAAUUUGACAUUGGCAGCAAGGACACACAAGAGACAUCCGAGUCACAUAGUUAUCAGGGCAACAUCACCUACUCCAUAAUACAGAGUCAUGGUGGGGCUCCCUUCUACCCAGGCAUCACUUUGCAGAAGUGGCAGGAGAGCACCAAGAACAACCUGGUGGGCAUCGACCGGGCAGGACUGCCUCUGCACUACUUCCUCAACCGGAUUACCUUCCCCGAUCUCCCUGAACCAACCAUCGGCAAACUGGCGCUGUCUGUUAGUCAGGCCAUCCAGCGCUACUAUACCAUUAACACACACCCUGGCUGCGUUAAACCAGACUCCAAGAACUUCAACUUCCAAGCCAAUAUGGACGACAGCUCCUGCGAGGGUCCGGCCACCAACCUCAGCUUCGGUGGGGUGUUUCAGGAGUGCACCAAGCUCACUGGGGAUGCAGACCCAAUCUGCCAAGCCCUGGCUCAGAAGAACCCCGACACAGGCUCUUACUCAUGUGGUCAGCCCUACAACGCCACCCUGUUACGCUCUGAGGUGAGAGAGGAGAGCUACAGCACGUAUGAGUGCCACAGGCAUUGCCAUGGCUGCUGGCUGCUUUUAACUUGCUGCGACAACGUCUGUGGAGAUGCCUACCAUGUCCGCUCCGCUCGCAUUGACACCUACUGGUGCUCCACCAAUGAGGCAACCCCAGAGUACUCAGGAUACCUCUUUGGGGGACUCUAUAGCCCAUCCCUGUUGAACCCUCUGACCAAAACUAAGAGCUGCCCUCCAAACUUCAACAUUCAAAUGAAGCUUCUGUCGAACGGUCUGAUGAUCUGCCUGAGCAAUGACUAUGAGACUGCCACCAGGUUUUCAGUCGCCUUUGGAGGCCUGUUCAGUUGCCAGUCUAACAACCCUCUUGCACAGAAUCAACCCCGUUGCCCUCCCCAGUUCAGCCAGCACCUGGCUGCUGUUAGUGAUGGCUGCCAGGUGCUCUACUGUGUCCAGUCUGGCUUGUUCACAGGUGGCCAGCUGCUGCCUGUACGCUUGCCACCUUUCACUCGUCCUCCACUGAUCAGCAUGACUGCCACCAACACGGUGGCUGUGAUGACCGAGGGAGAUCGGGCGUGGGUCAGGGUGGGACAGACCAAGAUGUGGAAGCUGGCCAAGGUGACAGAGAUCCAGAGUAUGGUGCAGGUGUUCGAUCCAGCCUCGGGACAGAUGACAGGGGGGCAGAAGUCUGGUGUGGCCUUUGGAGUAAUUUGCUUGGUUGCCUUGGUGGUGGUUGGGGCUGUGCUGCUGGUGAGACGGAGGAGGGUCUCAAGGUUUGGGAGGGGGAGAGGAUAUGAGGAGAUCCACAGCGAGGGGCAGAGUGAGGGAGGUGUGGAGAGUCAAGAAGAGCAGGGCUCUGAGACAAUGACCCAGACCCUGUUGCCAUGAGACCACCUUCCACACAGUUUACAUAUUAAGAAGAAAACAGCUUUGAGAUAACUCUGCUGUAUUGUAUAAUCAACCUCUCACACUUGCUUUCCCUUUACGAUCAAUAAUCUCAAAUACUGGCUAGGUAUAAGAUGGAAAAUGCACAAAUUUACUGCGACGCAAAUUAUUUAGUAAAAGUCACCAACGUGUUGGCAGCUUCCUGCCUUCACCAGGGGUUUACUACACAAUACAUUAGUACACAACACCACACCACACCACACCAUACAACACAACACAACACAACACAACACAAUACAACACAACACAACACAACACAACACAAAACAACACAACACAACACAACACAACACAACACAACACAACACAACACAACACAACACAACACAAUACAACACAACACAACACAACACAAUACAACACAAUACAACACAACACAACACAAUACAACACAACACAAUACAACACAAUACAACACAACACAAUACAACACAACACAAUACAACACAAUACAAUACAAUACAAUACAACACAACACAAUACAACACAAUACAACACAAUACAAUACAACACAACACAAUACAAUACAAUACAAUACAAUACAACACAAUACUGUUAAUGAAUGUAUGGCAAAAAGGGUGAAAAAAUCUAUUGACCUAUUUUUGAUGUUUUGAGUUAAAUUUUUAUCCUGUGGUUAUGCUUUCAUGCUUUCCAUUGAGAAUGUUUUUACUGAAAUCUACUAUGAUUCAAUAGCAUUAUUGUAUUCUGUUAUAACAUUUUAAUUCGCUUGUGUAUGUGUUGGACAUGAAAAUAAAACAACUAACACAAUA